AUGGUAAUGACUCUUUCAGGGAUUUUGGAUGAUUUGAUUGAUAAUGCCUUCGACGCCGGCCAUUACGGGAUUGGUCAAUCCACCCACCAACUCCGCCCCACGGCCGACUGCAAGGCAGGAGCGAUCCACUUCUUCGACGUCACCGUGUCCAACAAGGCCGGCCUCCCCGUCACCAUUCCCGCCGCGGUCUGCAUUUUCGAAGACGACGCAGGAGCCCUAAUGAAAAAAUAUAACCCGGUCGAUCGCCGCUCGUACGUGGUCCGAAAUCAGCGCCUCGUCGUCACCUUCACUUCCGGCUUAGGAAAUUACGACUACGAAUGGAAGUGGAUUUUCCAUCUCGAUGCAUCUAUAAAGAUGGAAGUCAAUCUCCAAGGAAUCGACAAUCCCACGUUCAUCUCCUCCCGCCAAGGCGGUGCGGGAACGCCUAUUUACGGCACCGUUCUGACACCAACGCCCGGAAUCCUGGCGCAGAAUCAUCAGCACUUUUUCACCGUUAGGAUCGACACGGAGAUCGAUGGAAAUUCAAAUACUGCCGCGGUUGUUGACGUAGUCUCAGCAGGUUUGGAAAUUCCCGAUAAAUCUUAA
Molecule: messenger RNA, 585 nt
Organism: Folsomia candida
Lineage: Eukaryota; Metazoa; Arthropoda; Collembola; Entomobryomorpha; Isotomidae
Product: peroxisomal primary amine oxidase-like
Exons: 2
Coding region: 1-585 (194 amino acids)
Biological process (GO): amine metabolic process
Molecular function (GO): primary methylamine oxidase activity; copper ion binding; quinone binding
Source: RefSeq, a predicted model, not a curated record